AUGAGUGAUAAUGUUGCAAGACAGAAAUCGGCUAGGUGGGUAGCCGAAGUGCCCAAUUAUGGAGAUUGGGGAGAGGAAGACUACGACGAUUAUGAAGACGAAACUAUUAGGCAAGAUGCAACAACUACACGAACACAAUCAAAUCAGAAGAGGUGGUCACAGGACAAUGUGGUACACGAAGAAGUUCCAAGAGCUUAUGCAAAUGAACCUGCUCCUAAAAUCAUGGUAGAUAGAGAAGAUAAACUCGAGAAGGAUACACAAAGUGAGACUAGGAACCCUUUAGUCUUGUCUAUUGACAAACAUGCAAGUCCAACAGAUACCGACAGUAGUGAUGAAGAAGAUGAGGAAAAAGACAAAGGGAACAUCUCCAACAGACAGACCAGAUAUGAUUGUGACAUAAAUGAAGAAACAAGCAUGAAUGUCCACGCUCGUAAAGGAAGCACAUAUGAAGAAGUGGUGCCAGGCGCAUUCAGAGACGACGAGAAGAUUCACAAUGCUUUGGUUGGCUCAACCGAUAACAAGGAACAAGUUGAAGAGGACCAUACAAGGAAUGUAUAUUACAAGCCGGAGAGAAAUGAAUUCAUUGUACCUCCCACUCCCACGUUUAGUGAAUUCUCGGGCCAUUCAAACUACCCAGAGACAUUCUCUGAAGCAAGUUUCCAAUCAGACAAUUCGAUUCAGAGAGAACCAGUACACUUACCAGUAAAGGAUGCAACAUCGAGUGAUGCAAAUAAUGCAAUUUUGGAGCAGUUGGAUGAACACAACUUCAAUGAACAGGAGCAAGCGGCAGAAGAAAGUCCCGAAAAGUUGGUUCUUUCAAUUGACCACAAAAUUAAUCACCAUGAUGAUGAUGAUAGCAGUACUGAUGAUGAUUGGGGAUAUCAAGGAAACGACACUUCUGAAGAAGAGGACAAUGGUGACCAUUUGAAAAUUGAGACUGAACAUGAUAUCGAUUCUUAUAUCAAUGAAUUGAGCGGACACACAUCUAUAAAAAACGAUGAUGAAUCGGUGAGAGCUCCAGAGGUAGAAACAUCAGAAACUGAGCCUAAUGAGUUUACCUCUUCAAGUAAUGAUGAGAUUGAGAGCCCCAUAGCACCAUUAUCUAUCGUUCAACAGCAUAAUUCUUACUUGAACGAAAUGGCGAGUCGAAAACUGUCUGUGAGGAAAGCCCCUGGCAGAAUUGAAUCUGGGGAUUAUUCAAAUAUUCUCAAUGGGUAUGGCUAUGAAGAAGAGUCAAGUACGGAGCCCCAAGCAACACAUAGCCGUAAGGAAAGUGCAGAAUUUGUACCUCCUAAUAUGGAUACACGUUCAAUACUUUCAAGUGGAUCCCUAUCAACGGGAAAGCUUUCCUUAGAGUCUAAGACAUUCCAGAAACCAGAUACGAAUGAUGGAGAUGAUGAUCUCAACUCUCGCCGAGUUUCACAAGCCACGCUAAGCUUGGGAAAUUGGGUACCAAACACGGAUAGCUAUCGUAAUAAGUUUAUCAAUGACAAUGAUAAUGAGUCAACUAUUAACUUUGAUUCUGAUGCGGCAUCCAAGUACAACAAAUUCACAAAGGCUCGCACACCAUCCGGACUUGCUGACGUUGUUUCUAAUGCUAGUUCCAUAUCAGUUCCCGAAACUAUAGAUGCUGCCAUGCCUAGUAUUCAAGAAGAUACCGACGACGAGCAACCACAGGAUCUGUUUGGUGAUACUAAAUCAACCGACAAGUUGGAACCUUUUAUGACACAAGACUCACUUUUCGAACCUAAGCCUUACCAAAAGCCAGUGUUUGGUGAAGAACGAUUAACUCCUGCUAACUCAAAGGAUCAUUUGCCUCAAAAAUACACAAGCUUACUCCCCACUGGACAAAGAAAAGCAUCAGACGGUACAGGUGAAGUUUCCAUACAAUCGAGGACAGUCUCAACAAAUAGCAAUUCGACCACAGUUGUUACGACGGCACCUACUACGUCGUCAAUGACCGAGUUCAAAACAGGAAAAUAUCCUGUUUCAAAUUGGAAAGCUAUAGUCACGAUAUCACAACCAGUUGAUCGAAUAGCUGCCUUUAAAAAGGCUUUGGCAGACGAGGCGGAGUACGAAACAGGAUUACAAUAUUGGUUAAAUUAUACGUUAAAACAAAGUCCUGACGUCAACAGUAACAUUCACAUUGGUCGUAUAGCCUCCCAAGCGUAUCAGAACGCGCCACAUAAUGAAUUGAGAAGACAUGGAUCAUUAAGGAGUAAGGUGAACGUGAUGAAAGAUAAAGUGGAAGGAACGGGGUCUACAGCAUCUAACUUUGGUAAGAAGUUAUUUAGUCGUAGCAGAAAAUUUAUUUCAGGUGAUAAGUAG
This is a messenger RNA of Lodderomyces margitis, 2328 nucleotides long. RefSeq lists its product as uncharacterized. NCBI's taxonomy places the organism in Eukaryota, Fungi, Ascomycota, Pichiomycetes, Serinales, Debaryomycetaceae. The record is from RefSeq and is a predicted model, not a curated record. The transcript has a single exon. Bases 1 to 2328 code for a protein of 775 amino acids.